AUGAUUCCAGUCUUUUGUGUUUACCACAUUUUCACAACUUUGAUACUGGCCGUGACUGUUCUCGUUGGGUGCAAGUCCAAAUCGAAUGCGAAGCCGAAAACGAAACCGGCGAAACCUAACAGUUCAACUAACAAAUCAAAGAUGGCUGAACCUGUUCCACCACCAUCGAACUCCUCCCUGAAACCACCUGAAAAGGAGGCGGAGCCAGCGAAAGAGAAAGAGAAAGAAAAGGAGAAGACGAAACAAAGUGAAGUGAAAGAGCCAGAGGCACCAAAAAAAGAUAAUGAAAGAGAAUCGGAGAACAAGAAUAAGGAGAAGGAAAAAGAGAAACAAGAGGAUACUUUUGAUGCUGUUAAACCAAAACAGCAAGAUGCUGAUAGAAAGAAGGAGUUGGGUGAGAAGAAGAAGGCUGAAAACAAGGGUGAUUACAAGACAUGGAACAAACUAAUUGAAAACAGUGAAUUCAAUAAAAGUUUGAGUGAGAAUGAGAAAAAAGAUAAAAAGAAGAAGAAAGACGAGGAGAAAGAUGAGAAGAAAGAAGAUUCCGACGAUAAAAAAGAUGAAAAGAAGGAUGAAGAAGACAAAAAGAAAACUGAGGAAGAAGAGAAAAAAUAA
Molecule: messenger RNA, 615 nt
Organism: Caenorhabditis remanei
Lineage: Eukaryota; Metazoa; Nematoda; Chromadorea; Rhabditida; Rhabditidae
Exons: 3
Coding region: 1-615 (204 amino acids)
Source: RefSeq, a predicted model, not a curated record